GGGCCCGAGAGUACGUGACAGCUCUCAGGUCUACAAUGAACGCCGGCGAGCGGCGGGGAAAGAGGGAAGGCCAGCGAGACUACCCCAAAAUCAGGAGGAAAAAGAAGAGCGGUUUGCACCGCGUUUACUGUCAUUUCAGGACGCCCUUCGCAUCCUGACCCCGUUUCAACCCCGCUUCUCCGCUGGCCGUAGCCGUCCGCAGCGAGGGGCUCGCGCUAAAUCCUCCUCCUAGGCAUGCCCUUUGUGACUUAAGGCAAUUCAGUGCAAGACAGGUGGAAAGUAGGAACACUGGCUCCUUUUUCUGAGCACACCUGGCAGCAACUCAAGAGAGAGACCCAAUUUUGCCAAAAUAAAAAGUACCAAAGACAGACCUACCAAUGAAGUGUGAAAAUUGCACCAAAAAGGAAUGUAGUAAAAAACAGAAGAAUGAUGAUCCACAAAACGCAACAGUUGAUGUUCUCAAUUCAAAUGAUGAAAACAAAGAGAAAAGUGAAUUCCAUAAGUUGGCUAAUGCUAAAAUAUUCCUUAGUGAUUGCCUAGCUUGUGACAGUUGCAUUACAGCAGAGGAAGCAGUCAAAGUUUACCAGCAGAAUCCAAAUGAGUUCUUCCGUGUAUUGAACCUUAAUAAGAAGUGUGAUACCUCAAAACACAAAGUAUUGGCAGUAUCUAUAUGUCCUCAGUCCUUGCCUUAUUUUGCUGCUAAAUUCAACCUCUCAGUAACAGAAGCAGCUAGGAGGCUUUGUGGCUUCCUCAAAAGUCUUGGAGUGCAUUAUGUCUUUGACACCGCAAUAGCUGCUGAUUUCAGUCUUCUGGAGAGCCAGAAGGAAUUUGUGCAACGGUACCGCCAACAGAAUCAGGGAGAACAUGUUUUGCCAAUGUUUUCUUCUGCCUGCCCAGGCUGGAUCCAAUAUGCAGAGAGAGUCCUGCCCAGCAUGGUAAUCCCACAUAUUUGCACUGCAAAGUCACCACAACAGAUCAUGGGUUCUCUUGUGAAGAAUUAUUUUGCCAGGCAGCAGAAUCUAUCCCCUGAUAAAAUUUUCCAUGUCGUAGUGGCCCCUUGCAAUGACAAAAAGUUAGAAGCAUUACGGGAAGACUUUUAUACCCAUUUGUAUAACUCUCAAGAAGUAGAUUGCGUUUUAACAUCAGGUGAAGUCUUCCAAAUGAUGGAGCAAAGAAAAAUAUUGAAAGAAAUAAAUGAGGUGCCCUUUGAUACCCUGUUUGGUGGCAUAGAAGAAGAGUUAAAUCGGCAUGAUGGAAGAUCAGAUGGUUACCUAGAGCACAUCUUUAAACACGCUGCCAAGGAGCUAUUCAACACAGAAGUGAAGGAGCUCACCUACAAAACGUUAAAAAACAAAGACUUUCAGGAGGUUACCCUAGAAAAGGAUGGCGAGACAGUGCUACGUUUUGCAGCGGCCUAUGGCUUUCGAAAUAUCCAAAAUAUGAUUCUGAAGUUGAAAAAGGGGAAAUGUUCCUACCACUUUGUUGAAGUUUUAGCCUGUCCUGGAGGUUGUUUAAAUGGGAAUGGCCAGGCCCAGACUGAAGACGGAAAACCAGAUAAAGCCCUUCUCAAGCAGAUGGAGGAUGUAUAUGCCACAGUUCCUGUUCAGAUUCCUGAAACCAACGGGCAUGUGCAGAAGCUUUAUCAGGAAUGGCUAGAAGGGACGGAGUCCAACAAAGCCCAGGAAUCUUUGCAUACUAAAUACAACAUGGAAAAACCAGCUGUCAACAGUUAUGACAUCAAAUGGUGACCAAUCCGAUUAUAAGACAUGCGUCAGGGUUGAUGGACCUGCAGCACUGUCACAACUAUGCUAUGCAACUGAAAUCGGAGGCACAACCAUGAAAAAAAGCAUGCUCAGAACUGGAACUGCACUUGUUUCCUCAUUUGGGGUUGUGCAGAGUCAAAAUGCAGCUGGUCUCAGUGUAAAUGUGGUGCAUCUUUAUUUAAUCAGAACUCUCGCCCAAUCAUCCAUAUACAGUUAAGGUGUAUUGGAAAGAAAAUCAGGGCCUGCUACAAAAUGCUUCAAUGCUGACCCCUUCGGAACUCGAGGCCUGUGUGCUAAGAAUCUAAUACCAUGAAUGUGCUCAGAAUGAUGUCAGGUUAAAGUUUGUCAUUUACUUAAGACUUCAUAUUAUUACUAAAUAUAGAUUCCAAAAUAUAAUUUAAAAACCUGCCUACUACUAAUGUGGUGUCUACAAAGUCAGGCCUAUUUUCUUAAUUAUGGCAAAAAGAAUGAGUUUACGCAAGUCUGAGAGAACAGUAGGAACAUUGACCUCUGCUAGAAAUGAAUGUUCAUUUGGUCAGCUUUAUGUAGCUUCUUCAACUCCCCUGAGAACAGGGGCCUUUGCUCCUUACUGGCAUUGAUUUCUUCUUGAGAAUAUUGGGAUCCUGGUGUCUUAAGACAAACCUGGUAAAAUCCUUGAGGUUCAGAACUAUAUUUGGGAGAUCUGUAUCAUCAGCAACAAAGCUAGGUGAAUUGGGGAAUCCUGAAUAGUCAAAGAGUACUGUAAGUACAGAUACGAUCAUUCAAUCAAAUGGGCAAAGGCAGUGGUGGGAUUCAACCAGUGUAACAACCAGUUCGGUAAGCGCACGUAGCGUUUUAAAAAACAGCAAUUUUCAGCUAAAACUUGCCUUCUGCUGCAGCC
This is a messenger RNA of Notechis scutatus (mainland tiger snake), 2643 nucleotides long. It is a transcript of the gene NARF, whose product is annotated as nuclear prelamin A recognition factor. Lineage: Eukaryota; Metazoa; Chordata; Lepidosauria; Squamata; Elapidae. The record is from RefSeq and is a predicted model, not a curated record.